CGUGUUCUUGAUUGUGCUACGGAGAAACCAUAAUUUGUCAACUGAUGUCUGUUGUCAUCAUUGGAGUGUUCUGAUUUCUGAAUGAAUCCCUUUGCGUAUUUGCAGAGAAAGACCCCCAAACUAUUUUUGUCUGACACAAUCGCGAGAUCAAGGCGGCGAAAUCGCCGCGUGGAUCGGGAUCCUCCUGUUCGGGGCAGCACUGUACUAGCAGAGGAAGCUGGAACUGUAAUCCAACCCGGCAGCCCGCGCACACGGCACGGCACCUCAUUCUAGGCUGUAAACCGACACCGACUGGUCAGACGGAUCGGCCGACGCGCCCGCACGCGGACACCACGAGGCAAUCGCAGGCGGCGGCGUGCGAAGUUGCGAUGGAGAGCCCCACGUCGGCGGCGUCGCGUCCGGACUUCUUCGACUUCCUCGACCGCAUGCGCCGCCCAGCCGCCGCCGAUCUCUUCCGUUCGAUCAAGAGCUUCCUCGUGUCCUUCUCCUUCAACGAACCCAACGCCGAGGAGGACGGCAGCAAGGUACAGGCCUUCCUCACUGAGAUGGAGGACGCCAUCAGGGACCACCCGCUCUGGGCCAACGCCACCAACCAGGAAAUCGACCACGCGCUCGAGGGCCUUGAGAAGUACAUCAUGACAAAAUUGUUCGACCGCACGUUUGGGACCUCGUCAGAGGAUGCCAUUACCGACAUGGAGAUCUCGGAGAAGAUUGGUCUACUGCAGCAGUUUGUUAAGCCUCAUCACUUGGAUAUACCUAAGGUUCUGCAUAAUGAGGCCUCUUGGCUGCUUGCAGUGAAAGAGUUGCAAAAGAUAAAUUCCUUCAAAGCACCACGUGAGAAGCUUCUAUGCAUCAUGAGCUGCUGUCAAGUCAUCAAUAACUUGCUUCUGAACAUAUCGAUGUCAAGUGAUCGAACACUCUCUGGGGCUGAUGAGUUCCUUCCUAUUCUUAUCUAUAUUACUAUCAAGGCCAAUCCUCCUCAGCUGCACUCAAAUCUAAAGUUUGUUCAGCUCUUUAGAAGGGAAACGAAGCUAAUUUCAGAAGUCGAAUAUUAUCUGACAAACCUCAUUUCAGCAAAGAUGUUUAUAAUAGAUGUUAAUGCUCGCUCGCUAUCGAUGGAAGAAAGUGAGUUUCAGAAGCAUAUGGAAUCGGCAAGACUAGCUACUCAAAUAUCUGUGGCUAGCCCUAGUAGCUCACAGGGGCUUCCUACAUAUGCAAGGGCACACAAGGAGGAAACUGAUCUAGCAGGCUCCAGAUUCCCUUUCAUGGACUCAGAAACUGAAAGUUUGAAUCCAGAGGAAGUCAUGCAGUUGCAUGACCUGUAUAGGCAAGUUGUCACCAGAUAUACACUGCUGUCUAAAGCUUUAAGAAAGUUAUCCAUAGAUGAGGAUCAGCUCCUUAGUUCAGUAGACGAUUCAUGAAGUGAUGUGAAGAUGUAAAGAUGAUGGUACCAAUCAUAAACAGCCUCCAUACCCACAUUGCUCCUGCACAUGUACAGUGGAUUAAAUAUGCGUGCAACCUCAUUUCCAUCGGUUGCAAUCUCAUAGGAAAAGGAAUGAGAUCUUACAGUCAAUGCAUGUAAGAAAGGCUCCAGCAAGUCCAAUGCAAUACAGGUAUGAUCAUCUUGGGCAUGUUUGUCUGUCAUUUCAAACACUUGAGAGCAGUCCUUUCUGCAAUCUCUCUUCAGUUCUUAUGCUCUGGUAUGCUCAUUUGCUAGUGCAGCCUGCAGCACCUGUGAGUUGGGCAUAUUAUGCAUGUUACACAUGGCUACUGCUGCUUUUGCUGAUCUUGUUCCUCACCCAGGAGAUUGCCUUGUUUCACUACUGUUGUAACAUGACCUGCAUCUCUGGGCAUGGUUAGUUCGCAACUUCUACUUCAGUUGGCAAUCCUUGUUAUUUUCCUGGAUGGACCUUCCAACAUCAGUCCUACUGAAACUGGAAUUUACCAUUGCACAACAUAUUAUCUGAGUUAUCAGCUUCUAAAUGGUCUACAAUCUGCCACCGGACGUGUUACAGUUUUGGCACUGAGCGCUUCAUGCAAUGAAGAAUUUGAAUUCUAACAUAAAAUGAAGGCCAGAAAAUCACUGCUGGGGAAGGUGGGGAUGAAGAUGGAGUAACAGGCUGGGAAAAUUCUGAAGCACGUCAUGCUGCACAACUAUGCUUGCUGUGGAUGCAUACCGGGGGAUCUAGCUUGGGGAACUGUGCAGAAAUGCCGUGUGCUGCGCAGAAUAAACUCAGUCAGACGUCAUGCUCAUGAAGAUGAAGAAAUUGUGUGAGGAUGGAGUAGGAUGAGAGCAGUUUCAUGUAGUUCCCGUUUGGCUAGAUACCUGAUGUAUUUUCAACGAAGCUUAUAUAAUGGUGUUCUGGGUUUUGUGUGGUU
Molecule: messenger RNA, 2379 nt
Organism: Panicum hallii
Lineage: Eukaryota; Viridiplantae; Streptophyta; Magnoliopsida; Poales; Poaceae
Product: vacuolar protein sorting-associated protein 9A-like
Exons: 7
Coding region: 369-1421 (350 amino acids)
Biological process (GO): vesicle-mediated transport
Cellular component (GO): endocytic vesicle; cytosol
Molecular function (GO): guanyl-nucleotide exchange factor activity; small GTPase binding
Source: RefSeq, a predicted model, not a curated record